UUGCACGAGAAAUAUGCAAUAAAUAAUAGUGCCUCCUGCCCUUAUUGCCGACCAGCGCACUGAUCCAGCAUUAAACCUCUGAGUUUGAAAAAUUUGCUUGAGAGAGCACGAAGACCCACUCAUAUGAGUGUCGCAGUGGAGCAGAACCUUACAACGGCAAUCGGUUCGCGAGUGAGUGACUUUCCCGCCCCGGGGGGAGACUUCAUCGCAUCGCAAGCGAGAGCGCGCACUACGACCAGCAAAAAUGCACACGAACGAAAGAGUACGCUCUGGUACGCGUGCUACGGAGCCUGCGCCCCACCAGUAGGAGUGCUGGCACGCUGAAACGUCGGGAAGAGUCGUUGUCAAGCAUCCGAAACAGCCUUGGCAGUCACAUUGGGGAGCGCGUGGUAAAAAAACGCUUUUUUCCCGGGACCGUCCGUAGUCCGUUUGAGGUUGGCGCGUUUUGCAGGUGCUAUCUAUCGGUGUACCGGGGGUUUUACGCUGGUCGUUACCGGGCCACAGCAAGUAACCGAACGGCGUGACACGGGAGAAAACCUUUGAUUGCUGUAAACGAAACGUUACCGUGUGCACGUGUGAUUCCAGUGUGAAUCCUUAAAAGGAUUUUGUGCCGGUGAUUAAGUGAGGGAGAAAAGUUAAAGGCAGAAAAUAGCAGUGUCCGGGAAUUUGAUAAACAACGCAUUCAAGAGAUAACUGAAGAUACAUGUGUUAAUUAAGAUCGCAUCCAUAAAUAGUGGCAGAGUGAGCAUCUCGGCAAAUUAAUAAGUUUCUUACCACACCCUGGUUCGCUAUUGUUCUGACCGGGGAGCUAACAGUCAGUUGUUCCUUUUUUGGUUUCGGUGUUUGUGCGUACAGCCAAAACAGGUUAGCAGGGUGUGUGCCACAGCAAGCAAACGUGAUCUAAUGUCAACGCAGCACGCAUAAAACAAUUUCCACAAUUUUCCCCCCCGCGGGAAAUCCCUCACGCGGGCAUUGUUGCGGUUGUGUACGCGGUUUGUUUACACGUUUCGAUUGUUACCGAUAUAUGUUUUGUUUAAUAGUGCUCAUGGAGGGUUAAUUUGUUCAACGCAUGCCGCCACAAAAUUACCUUUAAUUACCGAAUUGCAUGUGACCGGAACCUGUUUGUUCGAUGCGCUUGGUGCAGUAUGCAACAGGAAGUGAUUAUGGUGCAAGUGUUAUGAUUUGCUUUUUUUAAAUACUAGUGAAAAACUUGUUUCGAGAAAAUAUAAUUCUUAAAUGUUGUACUGAAGCGUUUACGUGAGUUUGAAAUCGAUCUACACGAAAGCUGUAGUGUGGUGCUGUUUAUUAACAAGUUCAUUUCACUGAAGUUUCGUAUUAAAUUCUGACAGAUAUUUGGUUGAAAUUGUUAUCACAAAACCCCCGGCAAAAAGAUUAUACACAAGUGCUUCAUCCGGAAGGGUGUUUGAGAAAAGGCAGUGCAGCAGGUGGAAAAUGUUCUUGUACGAUCGUUAUCGCCAAGUGCCAGCGUACGUGAGCUAUGUAUCCGUGGUAUAGAGAAGCCCAGCUCAGCGUAGGACAACUCUGCAGUCCCCUGGCCGGACCGACACCUAUUAAGACCGAGAACAACUACAGCGAUUGUAUGCUGGCUGUGGAUUUUCCCAACAAGAAACCGUCGAACGCAUUCCCGUGGCUAUCGGAGGCGACCAACAACAACGAUUAUAGCAAGGGCAAUAACAAUCAUCACGGUACGCCACCGCAUCUACAUCCCCACCCACACCAUCCGCACCAUCAUCAUCAUCACCAUCAUCCGCACCAUUCCCAUCAUCCGCAUCUGCCCCACUCGGCGCCCGGCAGUCAGUCAAAUCUUGGUGCAGCUGGAAGCAGUUCACACGCUGCCAGCAACUGUCGUCACGGACAUCCGGAGGACACCAAGUGUCGCUCGUUAAACUGUGGCCCACCGCAAUCGCCCACGGCCGCCGCCGCCUCCUCCUCCACUAGCCUAGCAGCGAACGAGGGAGCUACUCCCGAUUCCAGCAGCACCACGGCGACCGCCACGGCUAUACCGAACUUUAACCAGAUGCCCGUGCCAGGCGGUGUGCAGGGCCAAAACCCGACCCAGGGCCUCGUGCACUGGAUGAGCGCGGUAAUGGCCGAGCAUAUGACAUCGAACCCGCACCAUGAUCCGGCUGCCGUCGGGAUGCACUACAUGUGGAAUGGACCGGUUGAGCAAUGUGGACAGCAUACGAAGGAUAUGGACACGUACGGUGGUUGGCCAACACCUCGAAACCCAAUGGCGAUGAAGCAAGGAUAUGAGGCAAAAAUGAAUCCAGUCGAUCAUCACCACCAUCACCAUCAUCACCAUCACAACAACCUACAGAAAGGGCACAUGAUCGACGAUGGUCGUCUGCUGGAUCAUCACACCAUGCAAACGGGCGCGGCCCAAAUGAGCCAACUGUAUGGAGCCCGUGGCUCAUCCAGCAGUAGCUCACCGGGCGGUGGCCUCACCGGGCAUGGUGGUGCUACCAACCCGGCCACCGCACUGCUCGUCGUACCUCAGCCCAUCAAUGCCACCAAGAUCGGUGCUACCGGACUGCCGAACGGAACUGGUCGAAAGUAUCAGUGCAAAAUGUGUCCACAGAUCUUCACCUCCAAGGCGGACCUGCAGCUGCACACGCAAAUUCACAUGCGUGAAGCAAAGCCGUACAAAUGCUCCCAGUGCAAUAAGGCGUUCGCCAACUCGAGCUAUCUGUCCCAGCACACCCGCAUCCAUCUCGGCAUCAAGCCGUACCGGUGCGAGAUCUGUCAGCGCAAGUUCACGCAGCUGUCGCACCUGCAGCAGCACAUCCGGACGCAUACCGGCGAUAAACCGUACAAGUGUCGGCAUUCGGGCUGUCUCAAGGCAUUCUCGCAGCUGUCCAACCUGCAGUCACACUCGCGCUGUCACCAGACGGACAAACCGUUCAAGUGUAACUCGUGCUACAAAUGUUUCUCCGACGAACCGUCACUGCUGGAGCACAUUCCGAAGCACAAGGAAUCGAAGCACCUGAAGACGCACAUCUGUCAGUACUGUGGAAAGUCCUACACCCAGGAGACCUACCUUUCCAAGCACAUGCAGAAACACGCGGAACGAACGGACAAGCGGCCACCGAUUGGGACGCGAAGUAGUAACAGCACGGUCAAUCUGAGUGCGUCCACGCCCGGCAGCACUAGCUCGGGCAGUGGCAGUGCAUCGAACGGUCCUACGACGACCGUCGGUCCUGCCACGAUGACCGGCGAGAGCACGUUCUGGCCGAAGGUAAGCCCAGACUCGGCGGCAGCUACGAUCAAUGAUGUUAUCAACCAGCAGAACAAUCAUCACGACUUCAGCCUGACUCCGAAUGGCAGUGCAACGAAUGGUAGUAAUGGUAGCACCGGUAACGGUCCUGCAACUAAUGGUCCCCAAUCGAACGGGGCAAAUGCGGUACAUGGGUCCGGAUCCGAUCUCCCUGGGCCACACCAUCAGCGGGAUGAUGCGGUCGAUGAGUUGGUUGGAACAGCCCGAGGGCCUCCCGAAAAUUCCGCCAACAAUACAAAUACCCAACCCAACGGAAACUCCAACACCGGACCGGGGAAUCAAACAUCCACACAGCAACAACAACAACAACAGCAACAACAGCAGCAACAACAGCAACAACAACCUCCACCACAGCAACACAACGGAACUGCACCGAUGAAUGGUAAUCUUGCGAUCCCCCCCGUCUCGACACCCAUGUCCGCUAGCUACGACUCGAACAGCAUAGCGAAGGCCACCAGCAAUUCGGCCUUCACACCGAUCAAUGCGAUGCCACCGCACCUGAAUAGCCUGCAGCAUCAUCAUCAGCUAGCGACACAGCGGCCCUCCUAUCUGUACGAUGCCAUCAGCUUCCAGAACCAGAAGGCCGCCAUGGCUCAAAGUCCCUCGAACGCAUUUCCCAACCAACUGAUCUCGCUUCACCAGAUACGCAACUAUGCGCAUCAACCGGCCGGUGGGUUAAUGGCCGGUGAGCAUCUGCUCGGUGUCACCGUCGGUCCCGGUGGCAAAGACAAGGGUUAAGCUCACUCGUCUAGUGGAAUGGUUUACAACCCAUAUCCGUUUGCCCACGGUGUAAUUGUGUCCCAAUUCCCAUAGCUACUCCUAUUCCCUCUGUACAUACACGCUUGACGAUCGAUCUCGAUCGACGGUAAGCCAUCCGGCCACGAGCAAGCAAGAGGCUAACCAAUAUCCGACGUGUGAUCACAAGUUCUGAUCUUCGGAUUCAGCCAUCGACGGGCACCGGAUUAACUCUCAAACUCACACAACACGCCGUUGGAGGAGUUCCCAUAUUUCUAGCAAAGUUUCGUUGCAACUUCGUUCCCUUCAGAACAUCUUUCUUUCAUCCUCUCUCUUUCUCUCUCUGCCCCCUUCUUCGUAUCUUUUAUCUCACAAAGGACAUAUCUUUUAUUAAGUUCUUCGAAAACAGACUAUUUCUCUGUUUGGCGCAUUUAUUGAAACGACACAGGUUUAUUUGCUGUGUAUUUUUCCAAGCAUUUCUAUGUUAGAAACCAAAACUAAUGUCACAUUUGUCUCUUCACAUGCGCCCCAAUUGUGAUGGCGAACCGUUGAUAGGUGUAGUAGCACUAUUUAAAUGUACAAGCAGUUCCCAAAUUAACGUGACUACACGGAGACACAAUUAAAUGAACAGGACCGUCCAAAUGACUCCAUCGUGACCCGUUCCCUACGCCCAACAUCGAAACUUACUUUCCAUUCUUUGCUUUUAACCGUAGCCCUGUUGUGCGUUCGUUGUCUUGCACAAGAAAAAAAAAGAUGUCCAAAAGAAGGGUUUUUGUUUCCUACAUAUAACUGUGAUAAACCAGUAAGAUGAUGGAUGCAUCUUGCAAAAGAUAGCUCCAGUCUCUCGCUUGCGUUUCCUUCCUUUCCGGCCGUGUCUUUGCUAUUUGCCCAUUGCUCCUAUGCAAUAUGUUGUCCCACAUCUUCCCACAGAUCCCACAGAUCCGACAGCAAAAACAAAAACCACAUGCGUUGAAGUGCGAUGUUUAAGUAUAGAUGUAAAAAAUGAUAGCUUAUUCCGUUCACGAAAAGGGGCAAUUGCGCCAAUUCGUAGCAUUCUAAGCAUUGCAGCAAACAAGGUUCCUCAUAUGGUACUGAAUAUGAGAAUAUGUGUAAAAUUUAAUGUGAGCACUGCGUGCGACUAGGUUACAAUCAUGGUGAAGUAUUGACAUUUUCCAGCAAUCCUACUUCGUUCAUUACUUAUUGCAAAAUUAACAAACAAACACAAACUCGUUCGUGGAUCCAUUCCAUCGAUGAAAUUACUUAGACGGACAGUGAGCACCGGGCAGUGCACCAAUAUCGUAGCGAGGGUAGAGAUAUGCCACCGAGCGAAAGCAACGAAAUAAUGAGAAGAUACUACUAAAUAUAAGUAAUGGAAAAAAUAUAAAACUAAUUAACAAAUCAACCAUCGGUGUGACUCUGUCGAUGGUGCAGAGCAUAGGCAAAAAAACCCUUACGCUAAGUAACAUUAAAAAGCUGUAACUUAAGUAACUGAAAUUCUGAACAUAAAAGCGUCCCACCAUGAUGGCAAAGCCCCUGAAAGGCGCUGUUGUGCUACUGUUGCGCUACUACUGUGUGUGCGUGUUUGUCACGUGGACGAUUGAACAAGCUGCGCUCGGUGUUUCUCGCGUUCUCGCGUUCUUUUAUGACGAUCGUCUGAGCAAACAUACAUUAAAGUGUGAGGUCCUGCUUCAAAGGACCUGAUUUGAGAAACGGAAAGAUUAAAAUAUUUUUUAUUUGUAUCAUUGUAUCCUGUACAUCCUUCACAACAAGAAACACAAACACACACACCCAAACACAUAAAACACAAAACUAUGAAACUAUUUCAAAAAUCGAAUAAAAAUAAAACUCUUAUAAAUGUAUGUAAAUUACCUA
Anopheles funestus (African malaria mosquito) is the source of this 5902-nucleotide messenger RNA. Its product is annotated as zinc finger protein rotund-like. Gene Ontology annotation, molecular function: DNA-binding transcription repressor activity, RNA polymerase II-specific. The record is from RefSeq and is a predicted model, not a curated record. The transcript is spliced from 5 exons. Lineage: Eukaryota; Metazoa; Arthropoda; Insecta; Diptera; Culicidae. Bases 1499 to 4033 code for a protein of 844 amino acids. Gene Ontology annotation, biological process: negative regulation of transcription by RNA polymerase II.